AGCGUUAUACACAACAGCAUAGUGUCGUUUUGCCCUCACGGGUCCAAAUUGAGAUCAGCGUAUUCGCACGAGGAAGAAGACACCAUCGUCUUCGUUCUCGCCGCCCAGAGCUUCUACACGCAUAAUUCGCUUCACAUAAAAUCUCAGUGAGAUUAAAGAUGGGGUUCCUUGUAACAACCCUAAUCUUCGUAGCCGUCGGCAUAAUAGCUUCUUUGUGCGUCACAAUCUGCUGCAAUAGAGGCCCCUCCACGAAUCUGCUACAUCUGACCUUGAUCAUUUCUGCCACAGUCUGCUGCUGGAUGAUGUGGGCAAUUGUGUAUCUUGCGCAGAUGAAACCUCUGAUUGUCCCAAUCCUAAACGAAGGAGAGUAAGUAGACUCCUCUACUCGUACAAAAACAAAAAAAAGAACAAAAAACAAAUGUAACUUCAAACUAGAGAAAACUUAUGUGUCAGGUUGCUAGCUUCUGUAUGAUCCUUGUGUAUCUUCAAUCUUUAAACAGGUUAUCGUAUUUGUAAUUCCUAUAUAUUAGUGUGAACAAAUUAAAAAAAAAUUUGCCUCUUGAAAUUUUCUUGUAUUUUCACUUGUAAUUCUAUUCCCAAA
Raphanus sativus (radish) is the source of this 601-nucleotide messenger RNA. Its product is annotated as V-type proton ATPase subunit e1. Bases 159 to 371 code for a protein of 70 amino acids. The record is from RefSeq and is a predicted model, not a curated record. NCBI's taxonomy places the organism in Eukaryota, Viridiplantae, Streptophyta, Magnoliopsida, Brassicales, Brassicaceae. The transcript is spliced from 3 exons. Gene Ontology annotation, molecular function: proton-transporting ATPase activity, rotational mechanism. Gene Ontology annotation, cellular component: proton-transporting V-type ATPase, V0 domain. Gene Ontology annotation, biological process: proton transmembrane transport.